ACUGCUUGGACUACAUCUUCCAUGGUGCACAAUUCACAGUCAAAAUACUUCUGAUUUCAGACAAAAUAUAUCAGAUUACGGCUGAACUAUUUUAUGUUAUUUCCCCCUGAAAACAUGGAAUUUUCCAUGGGAAAUGGAAUAAAAUAAAACCCCAUUUUCCAAUUAGCUUUACACAUUACUCCCCUAUUAAAUAUUCUCUUUCGUAUCUCAUUUCUGUGACAAGGGAUAACACCAACCUUUACUGUACAUCAGAGGAGCCAUGGGAGAUAUUUUGAGAUAACCAUUGUUCCGUCCCCUCAUUUGCCUCUUCUUUGGUCGCAGAGAGAAUCUACAGGAUAAAUGGCACUGGGGAAUUAUACCACAGUGACUGGCUUCAUCCUCCAGGGAAUAACAGAAAAUCCAAAGCUGCAAAUCAUCCUCUUCAUGACAUUCUCCUUCAUCUAUUUCUGCACCCUGGUGGGGAAUCUAGGGAUGAUCAUGUUAAUCCGUGUUGAUUCCCGACUCCACACCUCCAUGUAUUUUUUCCUCAGCAGCUUGUCUCUCUUAGAUAUUGGCUACUCCUCUGUGAUUGCCCCAAAGACACUGGUCAUCUUUUCUACAGAGACUAAAGACAUUUCUUUUGCAGGGUGUGUGGUUCAGUUUUUCUUCCUCUCUCUUUGUGCCAACACCGAGCUUUGCCUCCUGGCAGUGAUGGCCUACGAUCGCUUUGUAGCCAUCUGCAAACCAUUGCUUUAUCAUGUAGUUAUGUCCAGGAGAGUCUGCAUCCAGUUGGUGGUGGGCUCUUAUCUCUAUGCUUUUGCCAGUGCAAUCACCCACACUAGUUCUUUGUUUUCUCUGUCCUUCUGCCACUUCAAUGUCCUUGAUCAUUUCUUCUGUGACAUCCCUCCUCUCCAAAAGAUCUCAUGCUCCAACACUCGCAUCGAUGAGCUGGUGCAUUUCACCUUUGCAGCUAUAGCAACCAUUGUAACCAUUGUGAUCAUCCUUGUCUCCUACACAUAUAUCAUCUUUGCCAUCCUGAGGAUCCGCUCUUCUGAGGGCAGGCGCAAAGCCUUCAACACCUGCGCCUCCCACCUGACGGUCGUUGCUCUGCUGUAUGGGACUCUCUUCUUUAUGUAUCUGCGCCCCAGCUCCAGUAACUCAGCAGAUCAGGAUAAAGUGGUGGCUGUGUUCUAUACCCUGGUGAUCCCCAUGCUGAACCCCCUGAUCUACAGCCUGAGGAACAAGGAGGUGAAGGACGCCUUGAGGAGAACAAUAUAUCAGAAAAUUAUUCCUCGCUGUAUGUAA
This is a messenger RNA of Chrysemys picta bellii (western painted turtle), 1284 nucleotides long. RefSeq names its product olfactory receptor 5G9-like. Gene Ontology annotation, cellular component: membrane. Gene Ontology annotation, molecular function: G protein-coupled receptor activity; olfactory receptor activity; odorant binding. The record is from RefSeq and is a predicted model, not a curated record. NCBI's taxonomy places the organism in Eukaryota, Metazoa, Chordata, Testudines, Emydidae. Gene Ontology annotation, biological process: sensory perception of smell; G protein-coupled receptor signaling pathway.